GUCUAAGAAUGUCUGCCAUUAGCCUUAACUGCCGAUUUGUGUAAGUGCUCUUCUGGUUUUUUUCACAUUUUCAAUUUUAGGAAAAUUUUAUUUUUAACACAAAGUGAUUUUGGCACCUGCAGAAAGUAGCCACCAAUUUGUGCUUCAUGCCAAGCAGUCUGAAGCCAUGUCCGGUGAUCAGAAAGUGCUGUUAAAAGGGCAUUCGUCUCAGUAUGUCAAGCUGAAUGUUGGUGGUCGCUUAUAUUAUACUACAAUCGGAACACUGACGAAGCAUAAUGAUACAAUGCUAAGCGCUAUCUUUAGUGGUCGCAUGGAGGUGCUAACUGAUUCAGAAGGUUGGAUACUAAUAGAUCGCUGUGGAAACCAUUUUGGAAUCAUACUCAACUUCUUGCGCGAUGGCAGUGUCCCAUUACCCGAAACUAACAAAGAAAUAGCUGAGCUACUUGCAGAAUCAAAAUACUACUGCAUUACCGAGCUUGCAUUGUCAUGUGAACGGGCACUAUAUGCACACAUUGAGCCAAAACCUAUUUGCCGCAUUCCAUUGAUAACUUCGCAAAAAGAGCAACAACUUCUAAUCAGCGCGUCUUCGAAACCGGCUGUUAUUUUAGUGGUGCAGCGACAAAACAACAAGUAUUCAUACACAAGCACAUCCGAUGACAAUUUAUUAAAAAAUAUUGAACUUUUCGACAAGCUCUCUCUGCGUUUCAACAAAAAAAUUUUAUUUUUAACACAAAAAUUUUGUUAUUUUUAUAACCGAAACUAA
This is a messenger RNA of Drosophila miranda, 763 nucleotides long. Its product is annotated as BTB/POZ domain-containing adapter for CUL3-mediated RhoA degradation protein 3-like. The coding region runs from base 167 to 763 and encodes 198 amino acids. The transcript has a single exon. Gene Ontology annotation, biological process: protein homooligomerization. The record is from RefSeq and is a predicted model, not a curated record. Gene Ontology annotation, molecular function: protein binding. NCBI's taxonomy places the organism in Eukaryota, Metazoa, Arthropoda, Insecta, Diptera, Drosophilidae.